UUCAGUAUAUUUACAUUCUAAUUUUUAUUAUAUUAUGCCUAAAAAAGUCAUUAAAAAUAACCUUUCUGCUAGAGAUUCCAAAAAAAUACUAAAAGUCGAAGUCUCCAGUUGACAAUCGGAAAGGUGGCAACCAUGAAAAGGAACCAUAUAGUCGUUCCUGGAAUUGAGGGGAGACCGAGUCUUGGUGUCCUCGAUCUAAUUAAUGUUUGGCGAACGAGAUGUGCAUCUUGAAAUGAUCGACAAUAUAGAAUCCCACUUAUGUUUGAAUGACCUUAACCUAUAAACAUGGAAACAGAACGAACGUCUGACUCAUCCAAUAUCUCGUCUAGUGCCUCAUCCAGUGCCUCGUUCUGGUCCACGUCGAGCAAUACAGUUUCUACUCAAAACUCAUUACCGCCUACUCAUGAUCCUGGAUGGAACGAUCCACCAGAUUGGGCAUUGUCCUCGCAGCAUAAUUCAUCUGGGACGUCUACCAGGAGACUCUUGAACAAAAGAGUAUCGUUUCCGUUAUUUUCAGAACAAGUGUCUUCUCCAGAACAAGUGAAGACUAGCCAUUUGCCACCUUCAACAGAAACGUUACCCAUUCCAUGUACAAUUUCCACAGCACCUCAUAAGCCUCUUCUGGCUCCUAUGGAUAAAGACCUUUUAGAAGAUACAUCGAUACCAGAUUUUAAUAAAGAUGAUGCUUUGAAAGAGGUCUUGACAAAUCUGAUAACUAUGAUAACACUGCAAAAUAUGGAAAAGACUAAGGAUAAAGAGAUACGAAAACGGCUAGAUAAUAUGGCUUCUGAUUGGCGUGCAGACAACAUAGAUGAUAAAGUACAGAAACUUAUUUUGAAUAUGUCAAGAGCAUUGAUAAAUAAAGAUUUGGAAAAAGCGGACCGAAUUCAAACUCAUCUUGUGACGCGGUAUGGACAAGUUUGCCGUUAUUGGAUACCAACCAUCAGGCAUAUAAUUUUUGAAAUGAAAGAGAAUAUUAAGAAGGAGACUAUUUCGCAACCAAGGUCACCAUUUGACUGGGAAGGAAAACUGAAUUAAUCGUUAAGUGUAUUAUAUAGAAUUACUUAAUAAAAAAUGAAAAUCUUAUUUAUUGACUUUUGAUAUAUUUACGUGUUACAUUUAAUAUUUUUAUAAUUUUAUAGUAGUUAUUAAAUGUUUUAAAUAUAGUAUUACAUAACGGUCCAUUAUAGUUUAUUCAAAUUUGUUACGGGAGAAUUUUAAUUACAUUGAGAAUAAAGAUAACGCAAUUGUACUCAUAAAA
Molecule: messenger RNA, 1261 nt
Organism: Pogonomyrmex barbatus (red harvester ant)
Lineage: Eukaryota; Metazoa; Arthropoda; Insecta; Hymenoptera; Formicidae
Biological process (GO): regulation of transcription by RNA polymerase II
Cellular component (GO): nucleus
Source: RefSeq, a predicted model, not a curated record